UAUUGUGUUAAAUUGACGUAAACUGGGCGGUCAGAAUUUUGCAUCUUAACGUCGACAUCUAAUUUUAAAAAUGACUAAUUAUUCGGAAAUUUUUAAGAAAGUUUUUAGCGAUAUUGGCCAACGCUCAGCAUAUUCGCAGAUGCUUAUUGGCGUCUCAUCAGGAUGGGUCACAGGAUAUACAACUAUGAAGAUUGGCAAAUUUGCUGCCUUUGCAGUUGGCGGCAGCAUAAUUUUGCUCGAAAUCGCCCACCAGGAAGGACUUGUAAAAAUAAAUUGGUCUAAGUUGGAUAAGAGCGUGGAUAAGCUCGCCGACAAAGUGGAAGCCUCGCUGGGUCGUGAGAAGAACUGGAAGGAUAAGACCGAAAGAUAUGUCGACAAUCAAUUAGACAGAGCGGAAAGCCUCCUAACCCGAAACGGCAAGAAAGUGGCGAAAUGGUACACCAAACUGAUUGGCGAUGAGGAGGGUCCAAAAGUCAACGAUCUGCACAUAUUUUUGGCAUCAUUUUUCGGUGGCGUUGCCCUGGGCAUAGCUACUGGAUAAAAGAAUUGUCCGAGUGGCACAACAAAAUAUUUAAAUACCAUAUGGUUAUUACGAACAAAUCUCACUUAAUAAAGUUACGAAAAAGGUAAUAUAAUCGAAAA
Messenger RNA from Drosophila sechellia, 642 nucleotides. Its product is annotated as FUN14 domain-containing protein 1. NCBI's taxonomy places the organism in Eukaryota, Metazoa, Arthropoda, Insecta, Diptera, Drosophilidae. The record is from RefSeq and is a predicted model, not a curated record. The transcript has 3 exons. The coding region runs from base 71 to 541 and encodes 156 amino acids. Gene Ontology annotation, cellular component: mitochondrial outer membrane. Gene Ontology annotation, biological process: autophagy of mitochondrion.